This is a messenger RNA of Sphaeroforma arctica JP610, 1287 nucleotides long. RefSeq lists its product as hypothetical. NCBI's taxonomy places the organism in Eukaryota, Ichthyosporea, Ichthyophonida. The record is from RefSeq and is a predicted model, not a curated record. The coding region runs from base 266 to 721 and encodes 151 amino acids. The transcript is spliced from 3 exons.
UGACGUGGUAGUGAUGCAAUGCAUAGUAGUGUACAGUAUGCACCUCUGAAAGAUUACUAUAUGUUGAUAUAGCAGUAUCUAUAUAACCUACAAAGGUGUGCCACCAACUAGCAGUAGCGAUAGACGUAAUGUGCCGUUCCGGACCUUAUCCCAUCAUACGACCCAUUAUAUAAAUAGUGUCGGCCACUCAAUACCUGAGAAUAAAGCAUGUGCAUGUCAAACAAUACAGUCCUUUGGUAACGCCACCUCACGCUACUGCACCACAAUGGUUGGGUUCUCACCGGCAGUAGGUACGGGUGUUUACGCCCUGACAUUCAUCGCGAGUCUACUGACCCUUUGGAUGCUGUAUCGGAAUCUGCCCGUUCUGCUGAUUCGCUACCUCAAGGACAAGGUGCAUACACAGAGCUCCAAAGUUCUAUUUUUAGAUCUGCUGGCAUUGCGGGUAAUCCCAUUCACUCCCAAUUGGGCCCUGAACCUUUGCCUACCGCACCUUGCCGUACCACUGCAUAUCUUCGCCUCCACCGUGUUCAUAGGGCUGUUACCGUACAAUUUCAUCUGUGUCGAAGCAGGCACCAUGGCGACUAAUCUCAGAAACCCGAGCGAUAUGAUCAAAGAUCCGAGCACUCUGCUACGUCUGUGUCUGGUGGGGUUGGCGUUAAUGACGCCCCGGAUCAUCACGAAGUUCAGCCGAUAUAAUAGACCUACACAGCCAUUACUGUGAGAUAUUAAUCAUUUACUGUGUGGGAAUAAGCUUUUGUUGUGAGGGAAUAAGCUUUCCUCCAGAGGUUCUAUGAUAAACAAUCCGAUCAUUAUAUAGCGUUCAUGUUUGGCAGGGUUGACGCUUAUGACAAUCCGAAUUCUCACGUCGCCAUUAUUAUUAUUCUUGUGGAUAUUAAGCUCUUACCAUGAGAUAGUAUAGGCUUGUACUAGACACAACAGUCCUAUGCAGCCUAUACGAGGUGCGUUGAAGUGUUUGCUGCGGCGGGUCAAGCCUUUGCUGGGACGGUUUAAAUCAACACUAGGGCCGUUAAGCCUCUAGUAGUGUUUGAUAUUACACUGGUGUGAGGGAUUACGGUCCGUAUGAGAUGCCACGGCCCAAAGACUUCCAACGAUGAGCUUAGUUAAGUCCAGAACGAAGCACACACUUGAAUAGGAUGGGCAGCAUCUGCUCAAGACUUAAAACCCUACUGAAUGUAACGGUUACAAAAACCAUAUAACCCUGUUGUACAGCAGAGUGGAAACCCUGAAACCCGGCUGUAAACAAGAAAUUAAAAUCUUAAAACCCUG